Molecule: messenger RNA, 949 nt
Organism: Doryrhamphus excisus (bluestripe pipefish)
Lineage: Eukaryota; Metazoa; Chordata; Actinopteri; Syngnathiformes; Syngnathidae
Gene: naa20
Product: N-alpha-acetyltransferase 20, NatB catalytic subunit
Biological process (GO): N-terminal peptidyl-methionine acetylation
Cellular component (GO): NatB complex
Molecular function (GO): protein-N-terminal amino-acid acetyltransferase activity
Source: RefSeq, a predicted model, not a curated record
CAGUCAGGAGAAUUUCCAUGUUCUUUCCGUGCGUACGUGGUUUUCCUCACACAUUCCAAAAACAUACAUGUAAGGUUAAUUUGCGACCAGUCCUGAGCGUUACUAUUGUCGUACUCCACUUGGCUGGCAUUAGCGACCUCCGGCCGCUAGGGGGCGCUCCUCGUGCAGUAUCAGUGUUAAAUCAAGCCAAGAUGACAACGCUGAGACCCUUCACGUGCGACGACUUGUUUAAAUUCAACAACAUCAACUUGGACCCUUUGACAGAAACUUAUGGGAUCCCGUUCUACUUGCAGUACCUGGCCCACUGGCCUGAGUACUUUAUUGUUGCUGAGGCUCCUGGAGGUGAACUGAUGGGAUACAUCAUGGGGAAGGCGGAGGGAUCCGUGGCUCGGGAAGAGUGGCAUGGUCACGUCACCGCCCUGUCCGUGGCUCCCGAGUUCCGAAGGCUGGGAUUGGCUGCCAAACUCAUGGAAAUGCUGGAGGAAAUCUCUGAGAGGAAGGGCGGCUUCUUCGUGGAUCUGUUUGUGCGCGUGUCCAACCAGGUGGCGGUCAACAUGUACAAGCGUCUGGGUUACAGCGUCUACAGGACUGUCAUCGAGUACUACUCGGCCAGCAACGGAGAGCCAGACGAGGACGCUUACGGUGAGAUGCUUGUUGUGUUUGUCCUCGUGAUGUUGGUGGACGUAGACACGUGUCAUCUCCGUGUCUGCAGACAUGAGGAAAGCUUUGUCCAGAGACACGGAGAAGAAGUCCAUCAUUCCACUGCCGCAUCCCGUGAGGCCCGAAGACAUCGAAUAACAAUCCUUGUGGCUCUCUGACCCUCGCGUCACACAAGGACUGUCCACAGCUCCUCACGCUGGUGGACAUCAGGGAGCCACAGAGUAAACCAACAUGUCCUCAGAACUCUUCAAUUGCUGUACAUUCUAAAUAAAGUUUGUUUUAAAGAUGA